AUGACCUGCAGAAAUAGAAAUCCUUUCCAAAGAGUGGGGCUUGGCUUUCAGUGGUUUCAUUGUUCCUAGUUUUUCAUUGGAAAUUUUCCAUCCUUCAGUGAAGGAGGUGGGACCUGCAGUCAGCCUGGAGUUUUUCUCCUGAGCCCCAUGCGGGUUGUGAGAGGUGACUGUGGCUGACUUGUGUUCCUCAGGCAGCUCUCGCAUGAGCUGGCCUGUGUGGCACUGAAUGGCCCUGUGUGUCUGGCUUGUGUGCUUCUGAAUGUUCGUCUGUGUUAGGAGGGCCUCUUUUCAGCCGCACUUUUUUAAGGAAAGUUUUGCAGAAUAAAUUGGCCUGACUGGCCCCAGAGCUCUUUUUUCUGGAGGACCAUUUCAGUUCAGAAAGCUGAAGAAAUGGACGUCCGUGCUGUCUUGCUCCUUCUAGUCCACCUGAUCCCAGUGUCCACGACGAAGAAUGGAGGGAGCAGCAAGAGUCGGAAGAGGAUCAUGCCCGACCCAGUGACGGAGCCCCCCACGGUGGACCCGGUGUACGAAGCUCUCCUGUACUGCAACAUUCCAAGUGUAGCCGAGCGCAGCAUGGAAGGUCAUGCCCCGCAUCAUUAUAAGCUGAUCUCCGUUCAUGUGCUCAUUCGCCACGGGGACAGGUACCCACUGUAUGCCAUUCCCAAAACAAAGCGACCAGAAAUUGACUGCACUCUAGUGGCCAGCAGGAAGCCGUACCACCCGAAACUGGAAGCUUUCGUUAGUCACAUGUCGAAAGGAUCUGGAGCCUCCUUUGAAAGCCCCCUAAAUUCCCUGCCUCUCUACCCUAACCAUCCUCUGUGUGAGAUGGGAGAGCUCACGCAGACAGGAGUCGUGCAGCAUCUGCAGAAUGGCCAGCUGCUGAGGGACAUCUACCUGAAGAAACACAAACUUCUGCCAAACAAGUGGUCCCCGGACCAACUUUACCUAGAGACCACUGGGAAGAGCCGCACCUUGCAGAGUGGGCUGGCCCUGCUCUACGGCUUCCUCCCGGACUUUGACUGGAAGAAAGUUUAUUUCAGGCACCAGCCAAGUGCCUUGUUCUGUUCCGGGAGCUGCUACUGCCCGUUGAGAAACCAGUAUCUGGAGAAGGAGCAGCGACGGCAGUACCUCCUACGCCUGAAGAACAGCGACCUGGAGAGGACCUAUGGGGAGAUGGCCAAGAUUGUGGACAUCCCCACCAAGCAGCUGCGGGCGGCCAACCCCAUUGACUCCAUGCUCUGCCACUUCUGCCAUAAUGUCAGCUUCCCGUGCAGCAGGAGUGGCUGCCUUGGCAUGGAACACUUCAAGGUGAUCAAGACGCACCAGAUAGAGGAUGAGCGGGAGAGGCACGAGAAGCCCCUGUACUUUGGGUAUUCGCUCCUGGGCGCCCACCCUAUCCUGAAUCAGACCGUCAACCGGAUGCAGCGCGCUGCCGCGGGUUGCAGGGAAGAGCUGUUUGCCCUCUACUCCGCUCAUGACGUCACUCUGUCGCCAGUCCUCAGUGCCUUGGGCCUUUUGGAAGCCAGGUUCCCAAGGUUCGCCGCCAGGCUAAUCUUUGAGCUCUGGCAAGACCUCCAGAAGCCCAGUGAACAUUCUGUCCGGAUUCUUUAUAAUGGGGCUGACGUCACCUUCCACACCUCUUUCUGCCAUGACUUCCACAAGCGUUCUCCCAAGCCCAUGUGUCCUCUUGAGAACUUGGUCCGCUUUGUCAAAAGGGAUAUGUUUGUGGCCCUGGAUGGCAGUAGUACUAACUAUUAUGAUGCAUGUCACGGGGAAGGGGCCUAAAAGGUGUUCAGCACAACACUGUUUCCUUGCUGGUCCUGUCUGUUGCUAAGAUGUCAAGGUACGGAGUUG
Acomys russatus (golden spiny mouse) is the source of this 1854-nucleotide messenger RNA. It is a transcript of the gene Pxylp1, whose product is annotated as 2-phosphoxylose phosphatase 1. Gene Ontology annotation, molecular function: phosphatase activity. Gene Ontology annotation, cellular component: Golgi apparatus. The transcript is spliced from 5 exons. The record is from RefSeq and is a predicted model, not a curated record. NCBI's taxonomy places the organism in Eukaryota, Metazoa, Chordata, Mammalia, Rodentia, Muridae. The coding region runs from base 391 to 1785 and encodes 464 amino acids. Gene Ontology annotation, biological process: glycosaminoglycan biosynthetic process; dephosphorylation; chondroitin sulfate proteoglycan biosynthetic process.